Molecule: messenger RNA, 2079 nt
Organism: Blastomyces gilchristii SLH14081
Lineage: Eukaryota; Fungi; Ascomycota; Eurotiomycetes; Onygenales; Ajellomycetaceae
Exons: 6
Coding region: 1-2079 (692 amino acids)
Molecular function (GO): protein binding
Source: RefSeq, a predicted model, not a curated record
AUGUCCCGACUUCGGCCAUCGAGUCAGGAUGAGGUGGGAGCUGUGCUCAGCUGCGCCCUGAAAUACAACUUCUCCGGUUAUUUGGGUCUGUUAGGACAGGCCAUUAGAGCCGGUGGUGAAAUGGCCUGGGGCGAGGAUGCGAGAUGCCCGCGGCAAAACUUCUCCACGGCGAGGCCCCAGCAGGAUGCAGCCGUCAUUAUACUUGGACCUUCCUUCAUCCAAACCUCGAAGCCGCCAUUUCGAUACAAGCUGACUUCCAACCGUCUGCAGGAUUUGUUCUAUGCGACUCAAUUGUCUUCUGGCAAUAUCCCGUUGACUUCUACUAGCGGUCGUUGCGCAUCAUUGAAACCUACCAUAUGCACAAUGAGCUUCGGCUACUCCGUGACUGACCUUGUAUCACUCACAACCCUCUCCUGGAAGCUCUACAAAUCCUGCAAAUCUGCACCUAACAGCUUUGCAAGCCUUUCUUCUGAAGUUCUUUCGCUUCAUGCCGUGCUGAGAGAGGCAGAGGAGGCUCUUUUCCCUGGCGGCCAAGGCCAUGAUGACUGUAGGGCUGGAAAAUCCGCAUGUAAAGCACCUGCCGCUCUACCACCCUCUGCGCAGGAGAAUUUACGUGUCAUUGCGGAUGGGUGCAAUGGUGUGUUGGUGGAUUUGCAGUCGUUGAUUGACAGAUAUGAGAGCCUGGGGAGGAAGAAAUAUAACGCUUGGAGGAGAGUGAAGUGGGGUGCGGAAGAUAUCGCGGAAUUGAGGUCACGAUUGGCUUCUAAUGUUUCUAUGUUGAAUACCUUUGUAAGCAUAUCCCAAUUCACUGUUCAGCAAAAGCUCGAUCGUUAUACGUCCAUGCAUAAAAUGGGCAAUCGCGAAAGUUCGCUCAUUUCCGAGCAGACAGCCGAUUCGCUUUCUUCCCAUGAUAAGCUUACCUGGCGUACCAUUCGCAAGGAGCUGGAGGAGAUAGGAAUUACCGUGGCCGCCUUCGAUGCCAAUAGGGAGUUUAUCCUGAAUUGGUUUGCGGAGGCCGUGGAGUCGGACACCUUUCAACCUUGGGAGGUAGCGGACACAGAUUCUACGGGUGAUGAUACCGAUUCCGACCAUGCCACUCUUCAUGAAACAUCGCGCUUCGUUGCCUUCCAGCAAGGUGUUUCUAUGGAUCCAAAGGAGGCGGCAUCACCACCACCAUUCCCUCGCAGCACCUUCAAAACCAGACUACGCACCAGCUCAACACUCCAAUCGUUGCAAGACAAAAAAUCCGACCGCCGGAAGCCCUAUUCCUCCACGUCACCGGCAUUUAGUGAAGAAGCGUCACGAAAAACUUCCCUCCUCGCCUCCGUCAAAAGCCGCAACAUUUCCGCUGUGCGCAAAUUCCUCAAGACGAGCCCCGGCCAUCUUACCCCGGAGACGUAUAUCAUAACCCUUCAAACCGCCAUCUCGCUCGGCGACCACGCUAUUCUCGAGCUCCUCCUUACCUCUCGCCCACCCAGCUACCCACUUCCCCUUGACAACAAAAUAUACAUCAACAGCCUCCUCGCCACCUCCUUCGACGGAAAAUUCUCCAUCUCCACCUCACAAAUCACCCAGAAAACAAAACAUCCUUCCAAUCCUACUUCCCCCUCGUCCUUAAAGCAGCCGCCAUCCGCGGCCGCACCCACAUCAUCAUAUCCCUCCUGUCCCACUACUACGACCGCCUUAACCACCCUUCCUCCCCUGCCCACACACACCAUCUCAUUCCCGCUCUCCGCACCGCAGCAACACAAGGCCAUACGGACAUCGUCCGCCAUCUCCUCGCUCGCGGCUGCAAGUUUCAAGGGGCAUACGGAAAUCGUUGGCUUGCUGCUCAGGCAUAACGCGGACCCUAAUGCGCGCGGGUAUCAAUUUGGCAGUGCGCUGCAGGCGGCAGCGUUGCAGGGGCACGCGGAGAUUGUAAGGUUGUUGGUUGAUGGGGGCGCUGAUGUGGGCUUGGAAGGGGGCAAGUAUGGGACGGCGUUGAAGGCGGCGAGGCACAGGGGACAUGAAGAAGUUGUUAGAGUUUUGGUGGAGGGUGUGAAGACGGUUGAUGAGGAUGGGUCGGCGAGGAGAGGGUAG